Molecule: messenger RNA, 1073 nt
Organism: Prunus persica (peach)
Lineage: Eukaryota; Viridiplantae; Streptophyta; Magnoliopsida; Rosales; Rosaceae
Product: BURP domain protein RD22
Exons: 2
Coding region: 46-1014 (322 amino acids)
Source: RefSeq, a predicted model, not a curated record
UUAAUUACACUUUGUGAGAUUUGAUUUUAAUUAGAGUUCGAAUUAAUGUUGCAGCUAGCAGCGGUGGCACUGGCAAACCAUGCUGCUCAACCAGCACCUCCACUUUACUGGAAUUCCAUCCUGCCAAACACACAAAUGCCAAGAGCUAUCAGUGAACUUCUGCAUCCUGAUUUGUACUCCACAAACGAAGAAAAGAGCACAAAUGUCAUGAAUGCUGUUGGGAAUGGAAAGCCAAUUGACCACAAGGGCAAACCUGAAAAUACUGUACUACCACAGCUUGCACGACGCCCAUUUUCUUACAAGAGUGAUGAUCGUCCCACUGACAAUCAACUCCAUUAUAAAAACGUAGCUAUUUUCUUCUUGGAGAAGGACAUGCGCCCUGGCACAACAAUGAGCUUCCAAUUCCCUAGAAAUUCAAACACGGCUACUUUCCUGCCACGAGAAAGAGCUCAAUCGAUCCCCUUCUCCUCUAACAAACUACCAGAAAUUUUCAACCAUUUUUCAGUGAAGCCAACAUCUGUGGAAGCCAAAACAAUUAAGCAAACAAUCGAAGAGUGUGAGGCUCCAGGCAUUAAGGGAGAGGAAAUAUAUUGCGCCACAUCUUUAGAAUCAAUGGUUGAUUUUAGCACUUCGAAGCUUCGAACAAGAAACGUUCAAGCAAUCUCGACGGAGGUAUUGGAAAAAGGUGCCACCAUGUCCAUGCACAAGCACACAACAAUGCCGGGACUGAAGAAGUUGGCAGGUGUCAAAGUCGUUUUGUGUCAUAAGCAGAACUAUCCCUAUGCUGUGUUUUACUGCCAUGUAAUAAAACCAACAGCAGCUUAUGUUCUCUCCCUGAAAGGCGAUGAUGGGGUGAAAGUUAAAGCAGUAGCCAUCUGCCAUCUAGACACAUCAGAAUGGAACCCAAAGCAUUUGGCCUUCCAAAUCCUCAAAGUUAAGCCCGGAACAAUUCCCAUCUGCCAUUUCCUUCCCACUGAUCAUAUUGUCUGGGUUCCGAACCACAAAUCUGCAUGAUCAUCACUUAGCACUGUACGUAUAAUAACCUUUACCCCUGUAUAAUUAUCUCCCUACUC